This is a messenger RNA of Diatraea saccharalis (sugarcane borer), 1045 nucleotides long. Lineage: Eukaryota; Metazoa; Arthropoda; Insecta; Lepidoptera; Crambidae. The record is from the annotation of a GenBank genome assembly.
CCUUAUUACGUAGUAAAUAAACAAUACAAAACAAAAUAAUCACAUUCAAAGGCAAAAAAAAAAUAUAUUUAUAUAAAUAUCUGAGGGUAUAUCGAAAAACUUAUAAAUGCUUGUGUCAUUACUGCGUGAGUGUGAAUUAUUUCGUAUCUGUCUUUAUUUUUUUACAUUAAUGAAAAAUAUCAGUGAUUUUGUGUUUAAAUAUGGAUCUAGAAAUUGAAUAUGUUAUAAAUCAAAAAGGACAUAAAACACUUAUAUACUGUGAGUACAGAUAUAAUAAAAGCAAAACAAAUAAAAGUGGAAGCACUUUAUGGCGGUGCGUAAAUAGGCGAGAAUGUAGUGCUUCGUUAUCAUUAGACAAAACAGGAAAAAUCACUAAACGGAAAACUGUGCAUACAUGUGAGCCUAUGGAAUUUAAAAAUGUAAUUAAUGAACAUAUAGCUUCUUUGAAAAAGAUCGUUUGUCAAGACUUUCGGCCGAUACAACAAAUUUAUGAAGAAUAUGAUGAAAAAAUUCGUCAAAAAAUACCGAAAUCUCAACAUUACCUCAUUCCUGUCUUUAAGACUAUUAGGGACACAUUAUAUAGAGCACGGAAGUCUUUUUUGAAUGUCGAUCGGCUACAACAUAUAAGUACGGAAACUAUAACCGUGCCAGAAGUUUUGGGUAGAAAAUUCCUUAUUUAUGAAGAAGGUCAAAGUGAAAAAAUAUUGGUAUUUGCAACAUGUGUAUCAAAGAAGAUUUUAAAGAAGCCCGGAUCCUAUUAUGCAGACGGUACGUUUAUGUCAGCGCCGCCACCUUUUUAUCAGUUCUAUGUCUUGCAUUUGGACAUUAAUUCUACUAAAAUGUGUACAAAUAUAGUUCCAGUUAUUUAUACUUUAUUGCCUAAUAAAUCCCAAGAGACGUAUACGCGUCUAUAUAACAUAUUGAAACAAAAAUUAGGUAUUAUCAUUAAGACAUUUAAAUGUGAUUAUGAAAUGGCGCAAAUUAAUGCUGUGAAGUCAGUUUUUCCCGAAGCAGAGAUUACAGGAUGUUAUAGACAUUAUAAUGC